AUGAAUCAUGUGAUGCAACAAGGCGUGGGCGUGGAGCAGGUUUCAGCCGGAUUCUCGAGCAACGUUGGCGCUAGCCACCCACGCCCCCGAAUUCCAGCGCUUGCAAGAGGGCGCCAGAACGUUCCUAGUUCCGGAAACGCGAAAGUCCUCGGCUCUCCUCUUCAAUCCACCUCCACCAACCUCACAAGUCCACCUCCACCAACCUCACAAGUCCACCUCCACCAAUCUUACCGAUCCAAUUCCACCAACCUCACAAGUCCACCUCCACCAACCUCACAAGUCCAGAUCCACCAACCUCACAAGUUCAAUUCCACCAACCUCACAAGUCCAGCUCCACCAACCUCACAAGUCCAGCUCCACCAACCUCACGAGUCCAGAUCCACCAACCACACAAGUUCAAUUCCACCAACCUCACAAGUCCAGCUCCACCAACCUCACAAGUCCAGAUCCACCAACCUCACAAGUCCAGCUCCACCAACCUCACGAGUCCAGAUCCACCAACCACACAAGUUCAAUUCCACCAACCUCACAAGUCCACCUCCACCAACCUCACAAGUCCAGCUCCACCAACCUCACAAGUCCAGCUCCACCAACCUCACAAGUCCAGCUCCACCAACCUCACGAGUCCAGAUCCACCAACCACACAAGUUCAAUUCCACCAACCUCACAAGUCCAGCUCCCCCAACCUCACAAGUCCAGAUCCACCAACCUCACAAGUCCAGCUCCACCAACCUCACGAGUCCAGAUCCACCAACCACACAAGUUCAAUUCCACCAACCUCACAAGUCCAGCUCCACCAACCUCACAAGUCCAGCUCCACCAACCUCACAAGUCCAGCUCCACCAAUCUUACCAAUCCAAUUCCACCAACCUCACAAGUCCAGCUCCACCAACCUCACAAGUCCAGCUCCACCAAUCUUACCGAUCCAAUUCCACCAACCUCACAAGUCCAGCUCCACCAACCUCACAAGUCCACCUCCACCAACCUCACAAGUCCAAUUCCACCAACCUUACCAAUCCAAUUCCACCAACUUCACAAGUCCAGCUCCACCAACCUCACAAGUCCAAUUCCACCAACCUUACCAAUCCAAUUCCACCAACCUCACAAGUCCAGCUUCACCAACCUCACAAGGCCAAUUCCACCAACCUCACAAGUCCAGCUCCACCAACCUCACAAGGCCAAUUCCACCAACCUCACAAGUCCAAUUCCAUCACCAACCUCACAAAUCCAAUUCCACCAACAUUACCAGUCCAGUUUCACCAACAACCUUACUAG
Eriocheir sinensis (Chinese mitten crab) is the source of this 1275-nucleotide messenger RNA. RefSeq names its product nuclear pore complex-interacting protein family member B11-like. The coding region runs from base 1 to 1275 and encodes 424 amino acids. NCBI's taxonomy places the organism in Eukaryota, Metazoa, Arthropoda, Malacostraca, Decapoda, Varunidae. The record is from RefSeq and is a predicted model, not a curated record. The transcript is spliced from 2 exons.